Microdochium trichocladiopsis is the source of this 2034-nucleotide messenger RNA. RefSeq lists its product as uncharacterized. The transcript has 3 exons. The record is from RefSeq and is a predicted model, not a curated record. The coding region runs from base 1 to 2034 and encodes 677 amino acids. NCBI's taxonomy places the organism in Eukaryota, Fungi, Ascomycota, Sordariomycetes, Xylariales, Microdochiaceae.
AUGCAGCUCGUCUUUGUCCCAAGCGAUGGAGCUGCCAAGAUCAGCACGUUGGAGCGGCAGCUCAUCCGCCGCCACUGCAUGCAAGGCAAAAACAAGCGAGCCGACUCCCGCCGCUCCCGCCGCGAGGCUGCUCGUAGGGCUGCCGCUGCUGUUGUCGCCGCCAGCCGGGCACAAAGGGAUUUCCAGGAUGAUAAUGCCCUGCAGCUGCAGGAAGACAACGGCCCGCCGCACCUUGCAGUAACGCCGUUGGUGGCGGAGGGCAGUCCGCCCUAUCGGAGCCGCAUCGCCACGCCACUGCAAUCCGAUUGGACAAUGUACCCGUUUCCGGUAGCUCUGGGCUACUCGGACGCAGAGCUGAUAUACACGUAUCUGGACAACAACCCCGUGCGGGACACGCUGUAUCCCUUCUACCACUUUGGCGCCGUCAUCGACAUCGACGAGGACCCGACACACUGCGUCCGCCGCCUGCUCACCGACAACCUAUGCCUCCACGGCAUCCUCGUCAUGACCUCGGCGUCGCGGGACCUGCUCCUCCACCGGCCCAUGUCCACCGCCACGCGCGGCCACCUGCGCAACAUGAUCCCGCUGCUCAACAGCCAGCUGGGGCAGGCCGGCGCCCACCGCGACGACAUGGUGCUCUUCCUGGUCAGUGUCCUCGCGUGCGUGGCCAUCCUGUUCCAUGACUACGAUGCCGCGCGUGCACACGCCGCCGGCAUCCGCCAGAUACUGGGCCUGCGUGGGGACUGGGCGACCGUGCUCAGCACGCACCCAAGUGUGCAAUUCUCGGUUGAUCGCCUCAACUUCCUCAGCGCCCUAUCCACAACGCACUGGGACCCCAUCUACUCGAGCAAGAUCUGGGAAGCUCCAGUUUAUCCCAGCCACGUCCACCGGCUGUACGAGUCCCUCGACAUGCUCGACCUCGAGUCGCUGCUUCUCCCCACGACGCCCACAGCCACUCGUCUCACUGGCUCGAGCAGUCGCUACAACGAGGAGUAUCAUGAGGACCAGUACAACGAAGAACAAGACUACAGGCAUCUGGCCGGCCUGUUCCGUCAUUUCCAGAACCCGUCGAUCCUGAUCAAUGAGCACAGCUCCUCCGGCCUGCCGAUGGACGCCAAGAUGAUCCGCCAGUACCAGGGCCACAACCUCGCGCACCUGAUCGAUCUGGACAGGCACUAUCGCGAACUGCUGGCGUCCAUUACCGCGGACGGUUAUGACACCAGGCUAAGUAGUAGUCCUCUUGGAGCUGAUGAUAUUGGCGGCGUGAGCAACGAGGAUGCCAUAUUCCAGCACGGAUCCACGACUGACACGGGCAACGAUUACGGUCAAGAGUACCCCCGCAACGACCCUGGCCUGAACUACACCGCGCCAUGGCAGCAGCAGCACCGGCUGCGGCUCGCGCACUGCAUCGUCCUAGGCGCCGCGCUUUUGGCGUUCCUAACCACCUCCGUGCCCCUGCGGCGGCGCCGGCACUCCACAUCAUACUCUUCACCACCGCCAACAGGCCAGCACGCCGAAAAUCACGGAAUCGAUGGCCACAGCGCGUUUUGCGGCAGCACUGGUGGCGGAGAGAGGGACUUGAGGUGGGAGCUCCUGGACACGUAUGUCACCUUAGCCAGUGGUGGCGGUGAUGGCGAUUCUUGGUCACCGCUGGGCGACGAACGACUCGAGAUAUGGCUGCUGCUUGUGCUGCAGAUGUCUGGCUCGCUCGCGGCGAGGCGUCAGCAGAAGCAGGACCAUGAGCGAUACCAGCAGCAACAACAUAAACAACGACAACACCAAGAUGACCGCAGCCGCAGCUACAGCCACGAUACCUGCGACUCACAGGCGUCGUCGCCAGGCCGCAUCAUACAAGGCAAAGACGGACGAGACGUGGUGAGAAGAGCCUGGCGCAGGCUCGUGGUCGACCGCGGGCUUAGCUGGGACGAGGCCCGGGUGCGUGCAAGAAAGCUCAUCUGGUGCGAUGUGUUUCACGAUGAUCUGGGCCGGGCAGCUUUCCUGGAGCUGUGCAAAGAGAGUCUGUUGGGUGUAUGA